Molecule: messenger RNA, 2527 nt
Organism: Danio aesculapii
Lineage: Eukaryota; Metazoa; Chordata; Actinopteri; Cypriniformes; Danionidae
Gene: exorh
Product: extra-ocular rhodopsin
Exons: 5
Coding region: 304-1527 (407 amino acids)
Biological process (GO): visual perception; G protein-coupled receptor signaling pathway; phototransduction
Cellular component (GO): membrane; photoreceptor outer segment
Molecular function (GO): G protein-coupled receptor activity
Source: RefSeq, a predicted model, not a curated record
UGUGUGUGUGGUAGUGAAGUGUACUUCAGCAUCAUGUUCACUGUGUUUGGUCUUCAUCUUCUGAGGCGCAGCUCAUUUAUUAGAGCAGACCCACACAGAAGAGGUGUGUGUGUGUGUGUGUGUGUGUGUGUGUGUGUGUGUGUGUAGGGUUGUGUUCUCUCAGUGAAGGAAACCUGUCUGUUAUUGAGACGAGAUCUUGUUUUGUUGAUGAAUCAUUGGAUGGAGACGCAGCCGGCCCUAAUGAGCAGCAGUAGUGUGUUGAGUGUGGGCAGGUGAGAGUGUGUGUGCUGCUGUUGUGUCUCCAUGUCUGGAUUAUCCCCCUCUCUGACCCCAAUCUGGCCACUCACUCCUGUAAAUUGCGCUGUAAUCUGCUUAAUCUGGACUCAUGGGGUUCACAUAAGAGCGCAGCGCCGGCUCUGCGGGCUUCAUCUGCGGAGGUGUGCCGAUCUACACUGCUCCAUCAUGAACGGGACGGAGGGACCAAACUUCUACGUGCCGAUGUCCAACCGUACAGGUCUGGUGCGCAGCCCGUUCGAGGAGCCGCAGUAUUACCUGGCCGAGCCGUGGCAGUUCUCCCUGCUGGCGGCCUACAUGCUGUUCCUGAUCCUGGGCUCUUUCCCAAUCAACGCGCUCACGCUCUACGUCACGGUGCAGCACAAGAAGCUGCGCACGCCGCUCAACUACAUCCUGCUGAACCUGGCGGUGGCCGACCUGUUCAUGGUGCUCGGAGGCUUCACCGUCACGCUCUACACCGCCCUGCACGGCUACUUCCUGCUGGGGGUCACCGGCUGCAACAUCGAGGGCUUCUUCGCCACACUCGGCGGUGAGAUCGCGCUCUGGUCUCUGGUGGUUUUGGCCAUCGAGCGCUAUAUAGUGGUCUGUAAACCCAUGAGCACGUUCCGCUUCGGGGAGAAACACGCCAUCAUCGGAGUGGGCUUCACCUGGGUCAUGGCCCUCACCUGCGCCGUGCCCCCGCUGCUCGGCUGGUCCAGGUAUAUCCCCGAAGGAAUGCAGUGUUCGUGUGGAAUUGAUUACUACACUCCUAAACCUGAAGUGCACAACACCUCAUUCGUCAUCUACAUGUUCAUCCUGCACUUCUCCAUCCCUCUGCUCAUCAUCUUCUUCUGCUACAGCCGCCUGCUCUGCACUGUCCGCGCUGCCGCCGCUCAACAGCAGGAGUCAGAGACCACGCAGAGGGCGGAGCGGGAAGUGACGCGGAUGGUGGUUGUCAUGGUGAUUGCAUUCUUAGUGUGCUGGGUGCCGUAUGCUAGUGUGGCCUGGUACAUCUUUGCUAAUCAGGGCACAGAAUUCGGUCCGGUGUUCAUGACUGUUCCUGCCUUCUUUGCUAAGAGUGCAGCGCUCUAUAACCCCGUCAUCUACAUCAUGCUCAACAGACAGUUCCGGAACUGCAUGCUGUCAACGGUGUGCUGCGGGAAGAACCCGCUGGCCGAGGAUGAGAGCAGCUCCGCCGUGUCCAGCAAGACCCAGUCCUCCGUGGUGUCCUCUGCUCAGGUGUCUCCAGCCUGAAGACCCCGCCCUUCUGCUAACAUCAGCCAAUCAGAGCGCUCUACUGCUGCUGUGCGUUCUCAACUCUCUGUCAUUGUAUUUUAUAUGUAAAACAGAUCAAGUGUCCCAAAUCACACACGUCCCUACUGUACAGUGUUGGAUAAACAGUGUGCCUGAGUUCAUAGCAUUGUUAAAACAGUGUGUGAGAAGUUCCUGGACGAUCUACUACUUCCAGCGAGAUUCUGUAGUGUGCAUCCAAAGCACACUCCGCUAUCCCAUAAUGCACUGUGAGAGAAUUCAUGAAUAAAAGAGAUGCAGGUCAUGUGAUCAUCUGAGUAACAUUCACACUAUAUAGAGCACACUUUUCUAGCAGUCGUGUAGUAAACAUAGACCAUACUCCAGCAGGAGGUGGCACGUCUUUACAGAAGGUCAUGUUGCUACAGGUAGCAGAUCAACAUCAGUCCCUCAAACACAGUAACUGAAGCUUCUCUUUGACAUGUUGGCUGUUGUUUACAUUAUUACCUGUGCUUGUAGUUCCAAUCAAACUCACCUCCAGUGUGCAAUGCUUUAUGGGUAAUUUCAGCAGUCGAGUACAGACACGUCUACACUUCACAUUCCUGCUGGAAACAGUAGAGCAUCCAGAACCGUCAGCGUACUCUUUUCAGCACACUACAGUUUGGGACACACUCAUUCUGUUUUCAGGAGGGCGAGUGUGUGAAUUGGGACGCAGCCGAUGUUGAUCUCAGCAGCUGUUUGAUUGGCUCUGCUGUGGUGUAUUGGUUCUGUCCGGCUGGUAGAUCAGUGUAAAUAUGAGUGUGUCCAGUCCCCCUGUACUGGAGAAUCAGCAGGAUCGAGGACGCUUAGAUGUACAUGCUGUCUGGAACUCUGUUCGUGUGUGUGUGUGUGUGUGUGUGUGCGUGUGUGCGUGUGUGUGUGUGUGUGAUGACCUGAGUUAUAUAAUCGAGAUGUGAAACACACACACACACACACACGUUCCCUUCUGAUUAAACACCUCAGCACU